Messenger RNA from Nerophis lumbriciformis (worm pipefish), 2521 nucleotides. RefSeq names its product G-2 and S-phase expressed 1 (gene gtse1). Gene Ontology annotation, cellular component: microtubule cytoskeleton; cytoplasmic microtubule. Gene Ontology annotation, molecular function: microtubule binding. Lineage: Eukaryota; Metazoa; Chordata; Actinopteri; Syngnathiformes; Syngnathidae. The record is from RefSeq and is a predicted model, not a curated record.
AAAGUAGUAAGAGAGACCAAAUGUCUUCUGAAAUAAACCAGUUGCGAUCGACUGAAUGACUUGAGAAGUGAGAAUAAUGACCCGAAUGAUCUCUAACGUCCAGAGACGACAUCAACUACAUUACCCACAAAUCAAUGGACUAUGACGUCACGUAUUUCUGUCCAAUGACCGCGUCUCCAGUCACGUGACCAGCAGCGCAGCAGAUUUGAAUUGUUAUGUGUUGUCGCGUCCAGACUUUUGAAUGCGUGACUGAUCCAAAAAAAAAAAGAGUUUUGAUUGCAGCCGUCGAAAGAAAAGGUUAGUUUUUCCCGAGCUUAUUAAAACAUCUUGUACUCGAGUCCACGAGUCAAUAAAAGCUUUCGCCUGGAGGCUAAGCUAGCAUGUGUAAUAGUGACAGUGCUAGCCUAGCUUAGCUUAGCUUAGCCUGCACUUUACAACAGUUUAAUUUGCAUUAACUAUUAAUUGUCAAAUAUUUAAAGUCCCGUCGAGCUAAUAGUUUCAUGUCCCGCAGAGGAGAAACUGCAGCGAGAUGGAACUUGGGGCUAACAGCGAUGUCAUUUCUCUGCUGGACGAGAAGUUCGAUUUCGAUGUUUCUCUGUCGCCUGAAAGCUCCAAGGGUGAAGACGCGGAUGACGUGUUCCUGGAACCGUGCGUCAAUGGCGUCACGUGUGCACCCGUGAAACCGUUCCCCCGCCUCGAGGAGAUCGCUGCUGACGUGCGGACGAGCUGGAGCCCGCUCUCCGGGGACCAGCUGGACGCCGUGUGCCUCGAAGCUCAAAGACUGGCCGACCGGCUUCAGAAAGGUUCCGGACCCCCGGACGGCGAACGCUUCGUCCGGGACGUCGCGGCCAAAUUGGGCGCGCUCGCUCAGCACCCCGGCAUGUGUACGCCGGUGAAGCGGCACACCUUCCUGGUGCAGGACAGUCCCAUAAAGGACCUGCCCCCCGCCAUCCAGCGCCGCCUGCAGAGAGGAAGCGGCGCCGCUCGCUCCUCCCGCCUGGCGUCCUCGUCCAACAGACUCGGAUCCUCCAGCCCGGUCGGUGCCGCCAACACCAAGAUGGCGCUCCGUGGCAAAGCCGUGCUGGGCGCGGUUCUUCCCAGCAAGCCGUCGGCGCCCAAGACUUCCUGUGCGGCGGAGCGAAGUCGACUGCAUCUCUCCAGCAAGGUGGCAGCGCCUCGGAAGGUGAGUCCGAGUCCUGGUCUUGCCAGCCGGGCGCAGUCCUGCGAGGAUCUGCUGUCGGACUGGGCGAGCGUGGCCUCGGAUGUCAGCGACUCCUCGCUCAACUCCAGCGCGGUGGGGAAGCGAACACUGGCCCCGCCCACAAAGGUCGUGAGGAAGCAGCAAGCUCCGCCCCCUCCCGGCAGGAGGCUGACGGAGAGAAGGAAGACGUCCUCGUCCUCGUCCUCCGUGUCCAGCGUCAACUCCAGCAUGUCCUUGUCGCCGGGCAAAGGUAAGCCCAACCCCUCGCUGGGCCGCAGCCUCAGCGCCUCCACCGCCAACGUCGGCCGGCCCGCCAACCGAAGCACGCGUCGCUCGGGCCUCGCCGUCCUAGCAGACCCUCCAUCUUGCGCCCGCAGCCGCCGCACGCUGUCCGGUCAGACGGGCGCCAGGUCCACGCCGCAGAAGAGGGCUGAGGCCACGCCCCUACAGCCGCCGUCCUCCCACAGGACCUCGGAGAAGGCCACGCCCGUCCCCCCUGGGGCCGCCACCCCAGCUCGGGUUCAGAGUGGCCCCAGAGCCAAGCUUCCGGCUUUGGCCCCGCCCACUCCCUGCCGAGUGGCGAGUGUGGCCGGUGUGUCCCAGGUGCUGAAAGCAAAGCGGCUGCUGUCCUUGGCCGGCAUGGACAGUCUGCCUCAAAAGGCGCCGGCGGGCCCCUUCACCCCCCCCAGGUCUCUGCCGCGUCCCUCCGGCCUGCCCACCCCGCUCAAGCGCAGGAUGUCCGCCAUCCCUACGGCCACGCCCACCAACCAAGCCAGGGCCGCCAGACGGCCGGCCGACGCCGACAUCCCCCCCAGGAGCGGCCACAGCCCCGCCCCCGCUGACCCUAUCAGGACAUGGCCUGUAUUCUCUCUGGAGGAGGCGGAGCCUAUCUCUGUCCCGCCCCCUGCUGAACCAAGCCCCGACCAAUCGGAGAGCCCAGAGACUCCAAGCCAAUCAGAGCCCGGGAAAGACCUCAUCGACCUGGAGGCCCACAAGCUGAUACCAGAGGUCCUCCUCCUCGACCUCCCCGCCCCGACUCCGCAGCCUCACGAGAAACUGCUCAUCGACCUGAGGAACACACCUGACCUCAUCAGGACCAGCAGCAAGGGCGGGGCCUCCGCGCAGCUGAUCGACUUGACUUCUCCGCUCAUCAAGUGGAGUCCAGAAGACAAGAAGGAGAACAACGCUCCGCUCAUCAACUUGUCCUUCUGAGCGCCACUCUGGCCACGCCCCCUUUGUCAACUGUCAAAAACAUGGAAUUGUUUGUUGUCUUGCUGCUCUUUUUACUCCUUCUUGUCCAAAUAAAUGUUCAACAUUUAA